Messenger RNA from Drosophila serrata, 619 nucleotides. RefSeq names its product Regulator of cullins 1b (gene Roc1b). The record is from RefSeq and is a predicted model, not a curated record. Gene Ontology annotation, molecular function: zinc ion binding. NCBI's taxonomy places the organism in Eukaryota, Metazoa, Arthropoda, Insecta, Diptera, Drosophilidae.
GGUUCCAUUUCAAAUUUCUAGUCGUAUUGAUAACAUUCUUUCGAGACAGAACAAAAAAUAAAUAUAAAGAAAAUUCUACAAAAUUGAAAAUGUCUGAAGAGAUAGAGAUUGAGGAGGCCGAGGACUUCCAUAGCUUGGGCUCUAACGAGGAUGAGGCUGCCUCUGGCAGUGGCACUGCCGGCACUGGCACCGGCGCCGGUGGCAGCAACAUUAACGGUACUGUCCAGACUCGGGAGGAUCGCUUUGCGUUGAAGAAGUGGGUGGCACACGCACUGUGGUCAUGGGACGUGGCCGUGGAUAACUGUGCCAUCUGUCGGAAUCACAUCAUGACCUUGUGCAUCGAGUGCCAGGCGGAUCCGAAUGCCCACAAGGAUGAGUGCACGGUGGCCUGGGGGGAGUGUAAUCAUGCUUUUCACUACCACUGUAUAUCGCGUUGGCUCAAGACCCGCCAGGUGUGUCCGCUGGACAACAAGGAGUGGGUCUAUCAAAAGUAUGGACACUAAGAGAAGAGAAGAGAGCUGGAGCUGAAUCCCCAUGUGAGGGAGCUCCAACCUCCACCCUGGUGUUCCGUGAUUAGCAUAUUGCAAAGACAAUAAAAAAUUAACAUAUAUAGUAGUAA